GUUAAUGACUGAGUAUUUAGGGAAGCACACAUCUAUUAAAUGCUACACAAUCGAACAAUUCAAUUGCAGAAGCGGGGGCAGUGAAAUAGUGAAACUCAUCAUCCACGUUACCAACAACAUAACUAAAUGCGAACAAACAAUACAUACAGUUGCCAAGUUCCCUCCCAAAAAUGAGUCCACCAGAAAGAUUUUUAACACCGAAGUCACAUUUAAAAAUGAAAUCGAGUUCUACAGAACAGUUAUACCAAAACUUAGGCGGUUUUUUGAAGAACACGGACUUGAACCGCCAAAUUUUUUUCCCGACUUUGUUGCUGGACGAGUGAGUUUCAAUGGUGAAAAUGUGGACGACGAUGCCGUUUUAAUACUAGAGGAUUUAAAUAAACAGGAUUAUUACGUUAAUAACUGCGAAGACGGUUUUGAUUUGAUUCAAACUAAAUCGAUAUUAGAAAAUUUGUCUCAACUACAUGCAGUUGGAAUUGCUAUGAGGGAACAAAAACCUGAAGAAUUUGAACAUUUCAUUCGACCAUAUUUAAAUGGAAUUACUUUUGGGAGCAAUAUGGAAGAAGGAAAUCUAUUAAAAAGUGAAGUCAAGUUAUACUUGUCAUUGUUAAAUGAAAAUAAUGACCUAAAAAAUUGGUCAAGUGAAUUGUGUGAACAUCUCCAAGUAAAUAACAUGCGUCGUAUCAAAGAAGAUGAGUCUUAUACAAUUGUACACGGAGAUUUAUGGAUGAACAACAUAAUGCUUAAAUCAGGAAAUAAAAAAGUGAUUGGAAUUAAAAUUGUUGAUUAUCAAGUUUGUCAAUUUCAAUCUCCCCUUGACGAUUUGAUCUUUUUCCUAAUGAUGAGUGUACAAAACGAAAUACUCAACAACCACUUCGAUGAUUUGUUACAAUUUUAUUACAAGAAUUUUACCAGAACGUUACAAAAGUUAAAAUGUACAACAAAUUUUUCUAUAGGAUGGUUUGAACACGAAUUAAAGAACGUCAGCAAAAGACAAUUUUUUCAUAGUGUUCUAAUGUUGCGUCCUAUUUUUAUGCCGAAAGGCAAAGGUAGGGAACCAACGGUAAAAUUGAGGCAGAAAUUUUACUGCAUAAUGCAGAAUUACAUAAAAAAAGACUGGUUAAAGUAAUCUAGUAAUAAAUUUCUUUAAAAUAUUUAAAAAUACAAUAUUUUAAAACUAAUUGUUUUUGAUUUUUCUACUUCUUUAAGGAUUUCCCAUACGUCCUUUAGGUCCUUCGUUCUUGACUUAUUCAUAAAUACCCAUAUAAUAGUUAAUAUAUGAUAUAUAAUUCUGUUUUUCAGGGAACCAGCGGUAAAAUUCAGCCAUAAAUUUUAUUGCAUAAAGCAA
Aethina tumida (small hive beetle) is the source of this 1348-nucleotide messenger RNA. RefSeq lists its product as uncharacterized. NCBI's taxonomy places the organism in Eukaryota, Metazoa, Arthropoda, Insecta, Coleoptera, Nitidulidae. The record is from RefSeq and is a predicted model, not a curated record. Bases 5 to 1129 code for a protein of 374 amino acids. The transcript has a single exon.